AUGACUACCGCUGCCAGGCCCACAUUUGAUCCAGCCCGUGGAAAGGGAAGCCAAGCUCCCACUCGCAUCUACAGCUCCCGCGAUCUCGCCUCCCACACAAAGCUCAAGUUCAGACAGACGGGUCAGACAACUCAGGAUGAACUCAACCGUGUGGAUUUGAAGGCUCAGCUGAAGAAGGCAGAACAGGAUCAUUAUGAAAAAGUCAACAAGGUCGCGAAGUUGGGCGCCGGACUUUCCAAUUCCUUCAAGGACGUCAAUGAUGACGAUCAAGAGCAGGAAGCAGCAGCAGAGUCUUCUACAGAGACCCCUCUUGAGAGGAAACAGAGGCUGUUGCAGGAGGCCGAGCGGUUAGACAAGGAUGAUAGCGACGACAGCGAUGCAAACAAGGGUAGCGACGACAGUGAUAGUGAUGACAGUGACAGUAGCGAUGAUGAAGAUGACACUGCAGAGCUGUUGCGUGAGCUGGAAAAGAUCAAGCGGGAACGUGCAGAGGAGAAGGAGCGCCAGGAGAGGAUUCAGCGCGAAGAAGAAGAAAAGGCACGGGAGGCACAGGUUGCUGCAGGAAACCCCCUGUUGGAAAUGCCUGAGGCAUCUGCGGCAUCAUCAGGACCCAAAGACUUUUCGGUCAAGAGGCGAUGGGACGAGGAUGUGAUCUUCAAGAACCAGGCCCGUGGCAUGGACGAUAAGCCCAAGAAGCGGUUCAUCAACGAUACUCUUCGCUCGGACUUUCACCGCAAGUUCAUGAACAAAUAUGUACAGUAA
Linnemannia hyalina is the source of this 762-nucleotide messenger RNA. Lineage: Eukaryota; Fungi; Mortierellomycota; Mortierellomycetes; Mortierellales; Mortierellaceae. The record is from the annotation of a GenBank genome assembly.